Akanthomyces muscarius is the source of this 384-nucleotide messenger RNA. RefSeq lists its product as uncharacterized. The coding region runs from base 1 to 384 and encodes 127 amino acids. Lineage: Eukaryota; Fungi; Ascomycota; Sordariomycetes; Hypocreales; Cordycipitaceae. The transcript is spliced from 3 exons. The record is from RefSeq and is a predicted model, not a curated record.
AUGAUAUUCUCUACUUCCACCGCCAUCAUUGCCAUCUUGGUUGGACUGGCUGCUGCUGCGCCGGUUGACGAUCACUCUCCGACUUCCGGUCCGAAGACGAAUUCGGGAGAGCCUUGCCCCGUCUGGUUCAGAGAGCCAUGCUGCAUCUCGCCACCGGAGCGUUUAGACAACAUCGACCCAGUAACGUCAGUCAUGGGCACAGUCUGUCAAAAAUACCCUGCCAGCACCCGCGUCUGGGACUAUGACAAACUCUUGCGCUUGUCUCUUACUCCCAUGGUCUGCGCCAAGAAGCUGCAGGCGAGCGUUGAUGACCUCAAGAUGCACUUCUACGCUGCGAAUUGGACAGUCAACGUCCGCGCUCUUGACCUUGCGACCGGCAAAUAG